AUGGAUUCGUCUGCCAAUGGAAGUCUGGGCGACGAGAAGGGCGAAGAGGGUCGCGGGACCCCCGUUGGCGCUUCAGGGGGUGUUGCUGUGGGUUUUGCAGGACCGCCAUCUCGUAUGGAGGAAUUGAGUGAAGAAGAAGAAGAAGAGGAUGAGACGGUUGCGACUGCGAGAAAUAUGGAGCUGAAGCUUUCGGCCAUGCGGGACGUAACGUUGACGGAUACAGCCGGUGAUGCGGGGCACAUGGAAGAAGCUCAGACACCGCCCCAGGCGGCCGUUGCAUCGCAGGUGAGUGGACCCUCCUCUUUGGUGAUGGCAUCGCAGUGUGUGUCUCCCGACAAUAUUUUUUGCAGACACUCUAAGCAUGUUUUUGUUUUUACAAGUGCCGGCAAGCCUGUCUUCACACGCCAUGGCGAUGAGGAGGAAUUCACUGAGCUCUUCGGUAUAUUUCGAGUGCUCAUGGCCAUGGCUCAGCAGAGACACGGCGAUGCGGCGGCAGUGCGGCAACGGCAGAAGGAAAAUCUACAUUGCAUCACGGCUGGUGAUCUGUACCUCUACUUUUGCGUGCAUGGGGAGCUCUUCUACGUACUUGUGACGCGCGCGAAUGAGUCCAUGCGAAGCUGCAUGCGGCAGUUACGACAGAUUCAUCUGCAGCUAGUUAGUCUUGUACCCAAUGUGAGCAGUAUUCUCUCUCGCCAUCCUUCGUAUGACCUUCGGCGGCUUAUUUCCUCCACAGACGCCAGUGUUAUACGGCAACUUAUUAGGUGCAAUAGUCAAGAGGAAUGUUAUUUGUUCCGCUGCCUUGCCGCAGCGCCGUUGUCGGUGAGGCGGCGGCGUUCACUGGAGUUCCUCCUUACACAACACCAUGGUACAGCCUUUUCAACCACCAAAUCAAUUGGCGGCGGCGAAGAAAACAGCACUGAAAAUACGGGGCACAGAGCAAUAGCUAAGGAAGCAGAGGCAAAAGAUCAUCUUUACAGCUUUUUAUUUUUUCGGGGCCGUGUGGUGUGUGCCGUGGGGCCAGCGGACUCUGACGCACCACUUCAUGUCGAUGAUGCUCUUUUACUACUUAAUUUUACACGGUGUCUUGCCAAUUCACAGGCAGGGGAAAUAUGGGCGCCGGUUUGUUUGCCCAUGUACAACAACACCGGGUAUCUAUGGUGCUAUUGUGCCAAUAUGAAUGUUAUGGCACGGGACUCUCGACGUGGUCGUGCCGGUCUAACUUCGUUUGGUGACUUGGGGAAUUUAGCGCUAGGGCAGGAAGAAAUUCAAGGGCGAAUUACCGGUGGUCAUGAAACUGAAGGAAGUCUAUGUGAUCCAGCAUACUCGGGAAGCAGGGUCAAGAAAGAUGUCGCCGCAUUGGACCUCCCUUCGGAUGAAACACCAGCGGCGUUCUUAAAGUCCGAGGGGCUUUUGUUGGUACACAUUGCAGCAAGUCAGGAGGCUUUUGUAGCUCUUGCAGAGCAGACAUAUCGAGUGGCAAGUCAGUUAAUGUCGGAAAUUGUUCAAUUGGAGGAGGAACUCUCUCGGUAUGAAAGAAUUGCUUUGUCCCUUGUAACCUCAGAGGCGAGAGUCAAGAAGCAAGCGCAACAGCAACGAUGGCUUAGCUGUGAGACGACACCACCCCUUGCGGCCCACCCCGACUCUAGCAAUGUCACAAGCAACACUUUCUUGUCCCCGUUUAUUCAUCCAGACGGUCUUCAGUGGUUUGCUGCGGUGCUGAGGGGCAAGCCAUACAAGGGAGGUUUCCUUACUCUUGUCUACAGUGAACCUUCACCGGCGAUGCGAUUCAGCGCACACGAACGAAAGCGACUUUUACGGCUUGUAGUGGAACAGCGGGAGAGACUUGUUCAUUGCUCGUGCCUACCUGAGCCACUUGUCUUGAUGCGCAUGAACGAUGUGAACCUUGUUGUUAUGCGCACAACCUCUACCUUCAUCGCAUCGCUCAUGGAGCAAUUUUUCAAAACACGGACGGAUAUUUCUUCGCCAUCCUCUGCUGCGUCUGCGGGCGAUGGUGACGAUUUUAUAACUUCACAAGAGGCUCUCGUUGCGUCCAGUCGUGUGAAGGAACUGAUGCUGUUAUUUUCUCCGCAUGUGUCAAACCCGCAAAUGCUGAGAUGUGCAUUGCGCGUGCUUGUACGGUUGGCGGCCCGUGAAAGUGAACUGUCCUUUUAUCAGUUACGUGGCGUUCGGCGAUGA
This is a messenger RNA of Trypanosoma cruzi, 2196 nucleotides long. RefSeq lists its product as uncharacterized. Gene Ontology annotation, biological process: protein targeting to vacuole; vesicle-mediated transport. The transcript has a single exon. NCBI's taxonomy places the organism in Eukaryota, Euglenozoa, Kinetoplastea, Trypanosomatida, Trypanosomatidae. Bases 1 to 2196 code for a protein of 731 amino acids. The record is from RefSeq and is a predicted model, not a curated record.